Molecule: messenger RNA, 1100 nt
Organism: Drosophila sechellia
Lineage: Eukaryota; Metazoa; Arthropoda; Insecta; Diptera; Drosophilidae
Product: melanization protease 1
Exons: 5
Coding region: 151-1017 (288 amino acids)
Biological process (GO): proteolysis
Molecular function (GO): serine-type endopeptidase activity
Source: RefSeq, a predicted model, not a curated record
GGCAGAUCCGAGACCGAGAUCUCGGUGGCCUCUUCUUCACCUGUUCCCAGCCCACAAGAAAUCGGGGAUUUUACGCCUGCGCCAUGUGCUCUGCGGGAUCAGGCUGGGAUCGGGCCAAAAGGACACUGUUACGGCAGUACGGUAUUCGAGAUGAAGAUCGCCGCAGCUGUGAUUAUCCUGCUCACUGGGAUUGCAUUUGGAAAUGGACAAAAUCCUGUGUCAUUCCUGGAACCAAAUUGCGGAGUCUCGAUUUCGAGUUAUGGCAAUGGUAAUGCGGUUCCCAUGAUUACCAAUGGCCGGCCGGCUGAUAUGUUUGCUAAUCCAUGGAUGGCAUUGGUACAUAGUGGCGCAAGUAUGUGCGGUGGAUCCCUCAUCACGAACCGAUUUGUUCUUAGUGCUGCGCACUGCGUAUCUAAUAACCACACGGACAUAUACCUAGGCGAGUUCGACACGUCAACCGACACGGAUUGUUCCACUACUGCCUGCAUGCCGAAGGCCAUUAAAAUUGCGGUCGAUGCGUAUGUAAAACACCCCCUUUAUGUGCAUUACACCCAAAACGACAUAGCCCUGUUCCGACUGGCCACCAAGGUGGAAUUCACUGACUACGUAAAACCAAUCUGCCUACUGAACAACUUCAAUCUCUUAAACUACGUUACCGCUCUGACUGCCACUGGAUGGGGCCUCACAGAGCAGGGAGUGCCUAGCCGAGUCCUAAGGACAACAACCCUUACCCAAGUGGAUCGCUCCUACUGCUCGAGAAUGUUUGGAACCCCAGUGGAUUGGUCUCACAUCUGUGCCUGGGACUACACUUCAGCCACGUGCAAUGGCGAUUCGGGUGGCCCAAUAUCCGCUAAAAUAACAAUUGAUGGUAUGGCCCGAGUCGUUCAGUUCGGUAUAGUCAGUUAUGGACCCCAAAAAUGUAAGGUCACGGGGCUCACGGGGGUCACGGGGGUCUAUACCAACGUUUUGCACCAUAUGAACUUUAUCAUUAAUGCCGUGCGACUUGCCGAUGUUUAGGUCUCGGAUAAAAUAAGUAACUAUUAAACGCCUUGGUUUUAUUUUAGUUGAUUUCUGAAUAAAUGAUUCAAAGCAAGCUCGUA